UGCGGUAUGUGGUGAUAACGCUAUAUGAUUUAUUUGUUUAUUGUGCCUCGUUAAAUUUUAAAUUAUUGUUGAAUGUAAUCCACUGUUCUACAUCAUGCUCUCAACAUUAAACUAAUUACUAAUAUAUUAAUAAUAGUACAAUAAAUUAACAAUAAAAACUAAAAUAGCCUAAUGCAACCCACGGUAGUGUUUUAAUCUUUCUAGCUGCAAGGACCAAAAUUAAAAAGAGAUUCUUCGUCCAUUAUCUAAGAACGUUGUAAUCAGUAGUAUCGGUGAAAUUCACUACUGUUAUCAUCCGGCACGUCGGCCAUGCGAACCACGAGGACGAGAAAUGAGGAUAAUGAAUUAGUGUAUUAUCAUCCGAUAAACAUUUCGCUGUUUCCCAUUGACCACUAAUUAAGUCGUCUGACUGUGGUCAAAAUCGCAACACUUCCGUGCCAUCCCGUAUCGUUCCCCAAUCAUUCCGUUUAGCACCUAUCCUGCGGUGCCUGUUCGUUGUUUCCAUUUACGUAAGUCUACGUAAACAACUUAUUUUCGUCAUGUCUGUAUUUAUGUUGAACGAGGACACGAAUUUCGAACAUGUUAUUGGCGUGCUAUUUAAUAACUGGACUGCUCUCAAAUUAGCCGUUGAACAUGGUAUGGGUGGUUCGUCCGAAGUGAUGCAGUUUAAAAUAAGUGACUUAAUACAGAAUAUUCACGAAUGCCUCCACAAAUCUGGUGAUAAUAUGUGUUGGACAAUUAUAUCAGAUAUUAUUGAAGAUGUUAUGGAUGUUGGAUUUGAUGUUGUACUUGAAGAUGCUUCUGCUGAUGACUUAAGUAAACAUAUAUGUAAGCUUUAUUGUGAUUGGAAUCAGUCAGUAGAAGGCCGAAAAAAAGUCAUUGAUGAACUUAAAAAUUUACCUGUAUUAAUUCCAAUACAAGUUGUUCCAGUUAGACCUAUACGUGAAAAACAAAAAAUGGAUAAUUCAUCUAGUGAAGAGUCUGAACCUUCCUGUGAUGAUGGAUGGACAGUGGUAAAACACAAAUAAAACUUCUGUUAACCUUUUUUACUUUUUAAGUUUGUAAAACAAUUUAUCAAUUUAUCCAAUAGUUAAUCAUCCUAGUUUUGUUGUGCUA
Messenger RNA from Sipha flava (yellow sugarcane aphid), 1116 nucleotides. RefSeq lists its product as uncharacterized. Lineage: Eukaryota; Metazoa; Arthropoda; Insecta; Hemiptera; Aphididae. Gene Ontology annotation, cellular component: nucleus. Gene Ontology annotation, biological process: maturation of SSU-rRNA from tricistronic rRNA transcript (SSU-rRNA, 5.8S rRNA, LSU-rRNA). Bases 540 to 1028 code for a protein of 162 amino acids. The record is from RefSeq and is a predicted model, not a curated record. The transcript is spliced from 5 exons.